Messenger RNA from Kockovaella imperatae, 1437 nucleotides. RefSeq lists its product as hypothetical. Gene Ontology annotation, cellular component: nucleoplasm; cytosol; centrosome. The transcript has 6 exons. Lineage: Eukaryota; Fungi; Basidiomycota; Tremellomycetes; Tremellales; Cuniculitremaceae. The record is from RefSeq and is a predicted model, not a curated record. Bases 48 to 1430 code for a protein of 460 amino acids.
GUCCUAACGACUGUAACGCUGCCUACUCGAGCACAAAUUGGCGCAGUAUGGCUAUCGUGGAGGACGUGGCUGAGGACUCAGAUGGCACUCGAGUCAGUCAGGGUGACUCAUUGGUCUCGGAGGACCUGCUCAGCACCCUGCUUGCCUUGUGCGCCAAGUUCAGACUACCUCCAGACAUGGUUCCAGCUUUCAUGCAAGAGGAUCAGCCGCUCCAUGCUUUGAGAGCCUAUCAGAAUGAAGUGCUUGAAGCACUGAGGCGCGCGAGCCCUCUCAUCCGAUCUCCAGCGUUUGAGAGGCUCGACUUAGAUGAGCAGGGACGUGUAGUCGGAGAGAUGUCCAGACUGUAUGGCUCAGAUCCAUGGUGCUCGCCAGGGAUCAUCUCUGAAAUUGAUCAAAUCACGGAGGGUCUUCCCCGGCCCACCCUCGCUGUCCACCUCUUGCAAUCCCUCCGUCCUAUUUUCUCCUCCACGGCUCACCCAAUGAUCAAUCCAUUCACCUCUCGUGCUCUCUCAAGACCAGCAGGCGGUACAGAAGCGAAAUCUGACUUUCACGAUGAGUCUGCUCAGACCUUCAAACUGCCCGAACACUGGGGAUCAUACAAUAUUCUCGGCUGGAGCUGUGAUCAGUUGCCCUCGUCAGAUAUCGAACAGCAUAUAGGUUUAAUUCUCCCUCCAACGCUUGUCCUCAUGGACGAUUGGGAAUCUCCUUGGCGUGGCCGAGGGGUCAAAGUCCUCGACAGAUGGAUUGACAAAGUGUCCGCGGAGACAUUGAGAAGAAUGGGCAUGGACAAACUGUUAUCGGACACCUUGAUACACACCCUAUCCAUACAUCCCGAUCAACCUCUGUCCGGCGUGUUGGAGACCGCACUGAAACUUAUCAACAGAACGACAAAAGGUCGAGAUAAGGUCAAAGCCGAGAGGAUCGAAGAGAUCAUGGACAAAGCAAUCAUCAAAGGUUGGAUAUACGCUCCAGCAGGUCAGAAAGGGAGAGCUAGCGUUAUACAUAUCGCCAAGCAGCUCGAAACAUUGUGUGAAGAGGUCGGGUCAGGGAUGGUCAGAUGGCUAAAGUCUAUCAUACCUCAUCUUGUCGAUCCCCUACAAUACACUCCGAGCGCUGCCGUGGUAGAGCACUACGCCUCCAAUCUCCGGGCAUUGCUAUGCGUCAUGAGGACGUGUAAAGAGACUGGAAGGAUACCACGAUGGAGAGGUCAAAUCAUAGACUUCAUUUGCAGGCUUUGGGUUCAGGUACAAGAACGGAGCGGUCUUGAUGAAGCCCUGACCCCACGAGAGAUACAAAAGCUCAGUAGCUUGAUCGUUGAGGUCUUUGGGGAGCUUAUUGAGCAACAUCCUGCGAUCAGGGAGAAAGAGCUACCAGCUCUCGUAAAUAUCAACAGCGGGAUUUUCGGACCUCUGGUCAAAGCAGUGGGCUAGAUUUUUC